This is a messenger RNA of Sphaeramia orbicularis (orbiculate cardinalfish), 987 nucleotides long. Its product is annotated as basic proline-rich protein-like. Bases 1 to 987 code for a protein of 328 amino acids. The transcript is spliced from 3 exons. The record is from RefSeq and is a predicted model, not a curated record. NCBI's taxonomy places the organism in Eukaryota, Metazoa, Chordata, Actinopteri, Kurtiformes, Apogonidae.
AUGCCCGCAUACAUACAUCUUUCCCGGUCCCAACACAACCUGCAGCGGGAAAGGGAGCGGCUAGCCCAGCACCCCCCCCCGACCACAAUUCCCAUGCGCACAUAUCAUUCAUCAGAGGGCGGCAACCCCCCAGCAAUGCAGCCAGACGAGCCAGCCGACAUUCGGCCCCCCCGUUCCCCAGCACCCAUCCCCAGGCAGGGGUCGCCAAGGAGCGGGGUAGCCCAGAGACCCCAGGCACCCAACGACCGCAGCCAGAAAGCCACCACCCCCCCAGAGGCCACUCACACACUCAAUCAUCCUAUGCAGUCGAGGGAGCACGGACCUGGGACCAGCCACCCCAAAGCCCCCAAACAGGCGCGGGGACCCACCACACUCCACACCUCCCCAGUCUUACAUGCACUAGGGAUGCAGCGAUCACCGGCACAGUGCCACCCCGCAGCACCAGACCCAGCGACCAGCACCCCUGCCCCAGGUCCCAAUCGCCACCACGGCCGCACUCCACCACCGCACCCCGAGAGAACCCCCAGCGACGCCCCCCACCCCCCACAGGGGCCACAACCCCCCAGGCCCACCUGCAGUCCCCCUCCCCCUCCCCCACCGCCACCACACCACAACCCUCUCUCAUUCACCGAACAUACAUCGGCAAGUCCAGGCCAGCCCAGACACCCCAGCGCAUGCCAGGUUCCCCCCCCACCCCGGGAGGGGCAGCACCCGGACCCCAGGGCCCAGGAACCGCACCCCGCCCACCCCCGACCAGCCCAGCCACCCGACCCAGGGGACGCCGGCCACCGACCCAGGCCCAACCCGGAGCCCCCCACCCCACCACCACAGGGCAACUCCGGCGUCGGGUCCACCCCCGCCCCAACCAGGACAAACACCAAACCGCCCCCAGAGCAGGGCGGUCUAGACCCCCACUCCGAGGGACCACUAGUGACCCGUAGCCCCGCGGCACCUCCUGCCGGCCUCCUAACACUCAGAGUGAUGUGA